AUGCCUCCAAGAAGGGCGCCUGCAGCCCCUAGGGCGGAUAAUGAUGAGAUGUAUCAGAUGGCUCAUGCCAUGAAUACAAUGGUAGUUGCUGUGACUGCCCAGACCCAUGCGAAGGCGCAAAGGGAUGUAGAGAAGCGUGAGAGGGAGAUCAUUGCUUCUGGAUCUAGAGUUCUCACCAGUUUCAAUAAUCAGACUCCUCCUAAGUUUAAUGGGGAGGGAGGUCCUGAUACUGCGGAUUUGUGGCUCCAGGCUAUGGAGAGGAUCUUUGGAGCAAUCCAUUGCCCCGAGGGGGAGAAGGUGGUUUUAGCGACCUAUCAGCUGCUGGGAGGUUCGGAAUAUUGGUGGGGGAACACCAGGCUUAUUAUGGAGGCCGCUUAUGAGGAAAUAAAUUGGGAGAACUUCAAGAGGAGGUUCUUAGCUAAGUACUUUCCCGAGACUGCUAGGGAGAGGUACGGAGAGGAAUUCCUGCAGCUGCGCCAAGGGGGCAUGAACGUGGAAGCCUAUGCGAAGAAGUUUGAAUCCCUGUCAAGGUUCUUUCGUUUCUUCAGGGAUGGCAUAGAUGAGACUUAUAUGUGCCGUCGAUUCCAGGAUGGUUUGAGGUACGAGCUGCAAGACGCAGUGGUGCCGCUAGGGAUUCGACACUUUCAAGUGCUGGUUGAGAAGUGUCAAGAGGUUGAGGAUAUGAGAAAUAAGCGGGUGGACCGCCAAGGUGAUUUUUGUGAUGGAGGACCUAGUCGUUCAAGUGGUCAGACCCAGAGAUCGAGUCAGAAUAGUGGGAGGCAAGGGAAUAAGCCUUACGACCGUUCACAGAAAAAUAGAGGACCGGGUCGCUCUGUGAAUCAAGGGAGUCGGGGUGGAGAGAAGCAUACUUGUUACCGAUGUGGUCAAGAGGGCCAUUAUGCAAGUGAGUGUGGAAAUAGGGGACCAGGAGCUGUUUGUUUCAACUGUCAGAAGCCGGGUCACUUUGCUAGAGAUUGUAAAGCCCCAAAGGCCGGACCGUCGGCGAAUGUGGCACAAGGAGCUCGACCCGCGGAUAGAGGAGGUGUCUACUGUAUGGGCACUAGGACGAGUGGUCAGACCAGUAAUGCCAUGCGUGGGGAUUACUAG
Molecule: messenger RNA, 1107 nt
Organism: Trifolium pratense (red clover)
Lineage: Eukaryota; Viridiplantae; Streptophyta; Magnoliopsida; Fabales; Fabaceae
Exons: 1
Coding region: 1-1107 (368 amino acids)
Molecular function (GO): zinc ion binding; nucleic acid binding
Source: RefSeq, a predicted model, not a curated record